AGCACAUAGUUGUUUUUUGUUGUAUUGUAACGUCAUAGCAAACUUCUUUUCUUGGCUCUCUUUAUAUCCGCUUUCUUCGGUUCUGUCACUAAACCCAAACCCUAAAAAUAUUAUCAACUUCCUUCACUACUGAUCGGAGGUCGGAGAAGAGUAGGAAUUCCGUUUCACUCAUUGGCCGGAUAAACAAUUGCUUCACUCAUAACAGGCAUGGUAGAAGCUGAGAAGUUGGAAGGUCUUGAAUUCAAAUGGGGAGUAAUGAAGAAAAAGGGUGGGAAGAAGAAAGAUGUUCAGUUUUAUGGCUCUUUUACAUAUGAUGGUGUGGAGUACUUUCUUUAUGAUUCUGUUUAUCUUUUCGGGGAAGGUGAACCUGAUCCUCAUAUUGGUAAGCUCAUUAAGAUGUGGGAAGGUAGUGAUAAAAAAAAGAAAGUGAAAGUUCUAUGGUUUUUUCGACCUCGUGAGAUUUCUAGGUUUCUUAAGAUGGAAGAAGCUUCUGAAAAUGAAUUACUCUUGGCAUCUGGUGAAGGUCGGGGCCUUUUCAACAUCAAUCCUUUGGAAGCAAUUUCUGGGAAAUGCAAUGUCGUUUGUGUAUCAAAAGAUAGCAGAAAUCCUCAACCAACAAAUGAAGAGCUUCAGAUGGCAGACUACAUAUUUUGCCGGACAUUGGAUGUUGGUACCUGUAAGGUCAUGGAUAAGAUAGAUGAUGAAAUUGCUGGGAUUGAUGUUAAAUUGUUACUUAAUAAAAUGGAUAAUAAGAAAGAUGCUGGUACUCAGAAAGUUGGUUCAGAAAGGAAAGAGGUUAGUGAAAAUGCUGGAGAAAAUGAUGCUACAGUUAGUACAACUGAGAGGAACCUAUCCCUAAACUAUGUCGCUGGAACAUCAAAUGGGUAUCGUGUUGUUGAUUCACCAAAUCAUGAUGCUAAUUUGGAUGUUUAUUUAAUUAAACAGAACUCUUAUCCCUCAAAAAAGACUGCUUCUGGUUUAUGCAUUACAUCAGCUAACCUGGCAAAUGCUAAUGAGAUUAAAGAAAAUGUGUCACAUCGCAAAGCUUGCUUAGUUGGGAGUGAAGAAAAAGUCAAAAAUGCUUCUGUUGAAUUGGAUGAUAGACCUUCUAAGAAGUCAAAGCUUAACUUUGAAUAUGUAGAUGGAAGCAAAAGCAGCAUGGGUCCGCCAAGAUCUACUUUUGAUACCAGUUGUAAGGAGGCAGCACUACCAGGUGUUUCUCCUGAUGAUGGUAAAUAUAAAUCAAAACAUUGUAAGGAUUCUUCUGGUACAGAGAAAAGCAUUUCCAAGAAACUGAAGAGUGAUUGUGAAACUGUGGUUCUUUCUAAUGGAAUGUUGUUGAAAGCACCUGCUGACCAAUCUCAUAAUGAUGAUUGUAAAUCUGAUGGGCAAGGUUUAGAAGUUGUUCCUAGACCAGAUACUAAUAGAAGAAAAUGGUUCAAGGGGCUUCCUUGGGAUGAUCAAAUGCGAAAUGCGUAUGAACAAGGAACACUUGUUUUACUCCAGAAUUUGGAUCCUUCCUAUACUAAAGAAGAAGUAAAGGAUAUUGUGUGGCAUGGUUUCAAAGCAAAUUGCGAAGCAAAGAUGAUCCAACGGAGAAUGAUUUCUAGUCCAUAUUCUGGUCAAGCUUUUGUUAUUUUCAAGCAAAAGGACAUAGCGGAGCGGGUGGUUAAAAAAUUAGAUGAGGGUUGUUUGCUAUUAUCGAAUGGGAGGCCUCUUGUAGGUAGAUUAGGAACUCCUUGCUUCCCAGAAGGAAAGCGAACAUUAUUCUAUGGCCAUAUUGCUAUCGAUAAGCUUCGAUACCAGAUGCCGCGGGAGCAGAGAGAUGCUGUGUCUACUUCACAUUGUUCUCAGCCUAAUACAUAUGAAUAUGAUAUGGCAAUGGAGUGGAUCUUACUACAUGAAAGAUCAGACUUUCUCUGGAAGAAGUUGUUUUGGGAACAAGAACAGGAGAUGAGAAAACUAAAGAAGAAACUCAAAGCUGGAAAUAAACUGAUGUUGUGAACUUGGUCUUAUUGGUUUUAUUUUUACUGUUAGAUUGGAAAUCAUGAGGCUUAAACCCCCUUUCUUUCGUAACUGUUUUUUGUCUGGGAGACUCAACUACGAUGAUUUUCACUCCAUAAGAUGUUCUAGUACAUAAUCGGAGUAGGUAUAAUAUUUUGACAAUAUCCCUUGACGGACGAGCUUUUACGUAAGUUCCCUGUUUUUUUUGUGGCCUCCAUGCUUCAUCUAUUGUUGAAGCAUGCUUUUCUUUGUCAAUAACUGAAACUGGUUCGAGUAGUUUGAUAUAGUUUUUCACUCCAUGACGUGUAGAUAAUUUAGUGCACAAAGGAUGUUUAGAAGUUUUGUAUAGUCAUAUUGAUAGAUAUCUUGGUUUCGUAAUGAAAAAGCUUUUUCUAUUACCUUACUAUCGUUGAGAGCGACUUUAAGACAAAACUCAGUACGGUAGUACAAGUAAGAAAUAAAUUGGUCUUUUCAUUGCUAA
Cannabis sativa is the source of this 2485-nucleotide messenger RNA. RefSeq names its product protein ANTI-SILENCING 1. The transcript has 13 exons. The record is from RefSeq and is a predicted model, not a curated record. NCBI's taxonomy places the organism in Eukaryota, Viridiplantae, Streptophyta, Magnoliopsida, Rosales, Cannabaceae. Gene Ontology annotation, molecular function: chromatin binding; RNA binding. Bases 208 to 2004 code for a protein of 598 amino acids.